Petromyzon marinus (sea lamprey) is the source of this 3584-nucleotide messenger RNA. RefSeq names its product hematopoietically expressed homeobox (gene HHEX). Gene Ontology annotation, biological process: regulation of transcription by RNA polymerase II; cell differentiation. The record is from RefSeq and is a predicted model, not a curated record. NCBI's taxonomy places the organism in Eukaryota, Metazoa, Chordata, Hyperoartia, Petromyzontiformes, Petromyzontidae. Gene Ontology annotation, molecular function: RNA polymerase II cis-regulatory region sequence-specific DNA binding; DNA-binding transcription factor activity, RNA polymerase II-specific.
GGUGGUUGGAUUCUGAAGCGAGGCGAAAUAAAAAAUAAACAUCAGCCAAUAGAAGAAGGGGCGAGGGAGCAACUCUUCUGGUUGUUGGCUUUCUUUGCCAGGACGGAAGGAAACGCGCGCAUUCAACUCCGCCUCUGAGCGGCUGCGCGCGCGCGCGACAGAAGCGCCUCGCGACUUUCGUGGCGCCCCGCGCUCACAACAGCCACUGGCGCACACGGCUCGCUCGCCCGACGACAACACAGCCAACGGGGUGACGAGCUGGAGGAGGAGGAGGAGGCGGCGGCGGUGGUGGUGGUGGUGAGUUUCAGAGCCACGCGAGGUGAGGCGAGGAAGGAGAGGGGUGGGGUGGGGGUGGGGGGACGGGGAAGGAUUUGACCCUCCGCCGGCUCCCAUCCCGUCACCACCCGGGGCAUCGCUCGCCCAUCGCCAGUCGGGACGACUCCCCCCCCACACACCCCCCCGGGGUUGAGCACGGCCAUGCAGUUCCCGCACGCGUCGCCUCCUCCCGCGCCGCUCCGCGUGCCGCUGUACGCGCCGACCCCGGUGCAGGUGGCCCACCCGACACCCUUCUUCAUUGAGGACAUUCUGAGACGCGACGGCGUGGGCUGCGCUAGCGGCGUCGACGAGCGCGGCAGGAGGCGUCCUCCCCAGCCGCCUCUGCCGCCGCUCCAGACCUCGCCCCCGGGGGCCCCUCCGGCCGCGGCCGCCACCCUGCACCCGUCUCCCAACUCGUCCUUCACGUCCGUGACGCCCGGCUACAGGGGCGCGCCGGUGACCUACGGCGAGAUGACCGCCGUGUCGGGCCACCACGCUCACGCGGCCGCCGCUGCUGCUGCGGCCGCCGUGGCCGCCGGGUACCCUUCGCACGGGCAGCCGCUCGCCUACGCGGCCACGCUGGGCUUCCCGGGACACCUGUACCCCUACCCGCGCACGGCGCUCGAGUUCGGGCAUCCCCUGCUGGGUCGGCACGACCACCUCGGCAAACCGCUGCUGUGGGCCCCCUUCCUGCCGCGGCCCGCACACAAGCGCAAGGGCGGCCAGGUGCGCUUCAGCAGCGAGCAGACCGUGGAGCUGGAGCGCAAGUUCGAGCGGCAGAAAUACCUCUCCCCCGGCGAGCGCAAGGGCCUGGCCAAGCUGCUGCAGCUCAGCGAGCGACAGGUGAAGACCUGGUUUCAAAACAGGAGGGCGAAGUGGAGGAGACUCAAGCAGGAACUACCGUCAGACGGCAAAGUGGAGUCUGGAGAAUCCGGAGCCAGAGCCGAUCCCUGCGGACCCCCCUCGGACUGCAGUCGCUCCGACAGCCCCCCCACCGUCUCCUCUGACGAUAGCGACGAAGAUGUGGACGUGGAUGAACCCAACUAAGGACUGCCUCCACUCACCGCCCUUCCCAUCACACCCCCCCUCCACAACCCAAUUGUCAUUUGGCUCCCGCCACCAACACCAGCAAUCACCCUGCACCCCUGAGCUAAACCAUGGACUCACGUUGGAAGGUAUAAUGAAUGGUAUUGUAUUGUUGGAGCCACUGUGUUGUACCACUGGCCCGGCAGCGGACCAAUGACGGCAUCUCGUGCACAUACGAAACCUCGUACGCUUAUUGGAACGAAGAGAUACAACCAAGAGGUGAAACGCAACACGUGCUGGGAAUUUCUAGGAACACGUCAAUUGGAAUGUGGCAGAAGCAAAUAUUGUGCAGAGCUACGGAGAUCGGGGGGCUCCUCAAGAUUCCUCGCGACCCAAAUACCAGUUUCCUCCGUUCAUAUGCAGAGCAGUACAAGCUGCUCACGCCUCGUUAUUGCUGAACAUCAACGCCAUGCGCAGUAGAAAUAACAACAAACUCAACACGUUCGUCAAUAACUCCGUGGCCUGACAAGGAAGCGUGUAUAAUGGGUGACGUUUCGGGCAAUGGCCCUUCUUCAUGUGCUACGCAUAUAUAUUUCCAUUUUAAGGCCACGCUGGCAUGGACAAAUGUGUUGAGUUUUAUUUGUAUUAUUAUUUGCGCUUGUGCACCAUUGCCGACGCAGUAUCUGCCGUGUACAGCAAAUAGUUGUUAUUUUUUUUAUAACGCUUGAGCAUUAUUGAGCAUGCACGAUGUUUGCUGCUGUAACCCACCUAACGUGUUCGUGGGAGAGUCCCUACGCGUGUAAAGUGCGGACAGUGUUAAAGUAAUCUCUCCUUUUUGCUUUUGUGUCUGCAUCUCUUUCGCACAAAAUCGAUGGGACGAGAGGAUGAACCCGGUUUGAUUGGGGCAAUCACGUGUGCUCCUCUAGAGCGUUUUUGGCGUGCUGUUUCAUUCAAUAUUCCAUAGCAUUAAGCACCAACUUUAUAUGUAUGGGGUUGAUUUAAUUGUUGUUUAUUAUUAUUAUUAUUAUUUUGUCGUUGGCCUGUACAUUGCAUUGCACAUUUACACGGUCAAUGGAUGCAGCAUUUUCGUUUCAUCUCACACAUUCAUAUCACUUUCAGGUUCCGCUGAGUGUCUAAUAUUGCCCAUCAUGAUUAUAAAGUGGUAUUCGCCUCUUCAAGCCUUUUACAUUAAAUGUACAAUGCACAGCCCUUUCGUUAAUCCACUGCUAGAUGAGAGCCUCUGUGGGCCCUGAGGGUUAUUGACCCACAUAUGGGCCUCCCUGAGGUCAACUCGGCCUUAAACGAGUACCGUGUGUAAACGGUACUCGUGCAGUGUGUAAACUUGAGCACUGGGGAGACAAAGGCGGAAGAGCAUGGUGUAGGCCACCAGCCCCUUCUUGCUGCGUGCCAGCACUUGCCCCAACAGUCUGUUCAGGCUAUACAGGGGAUCAUUAUCCGUGACAACAUAUCACCACGUUUGUACGUGCGGGUUGGAGAAGGUGGGUGGGCAUAGACACAAGAUAUAGUGCAGUACAACAAUGUGCCUCUCCACAAUCUCGCGUCGCCUAUAGCACCUGCUUAUGCAUAGGCGGUCACCCAUCAAAGCAAUAUCCAGGCUCAAACCUGCUUAGCUUCCGAGAUCAGGUACAUUCCGUGUGACUUGUUCUUAAGCCUCUCGAUUAUUACACAUACAGGGUGGCCCAAUGGGCAGGACACAUAGGGUGAUUUAAUUUAUUUUAACACAGGCAUCCAAACAUUUGACUUGCGUAUUAUUUAAGUUAAUAUUUUAUCUUUUAUCAUUAUUCAUAUCGAUUUUUCUUCUCCGUACUGUUGGGUCAACUCAAAUUCGUUGUUUACAAAAACUCGACUAAGAACCCGGAGUGAAUUGAGACGAAACAUAAUUGAUGAAUGUUGAAAGAUUACACGCCUGUAAUCUUUAGGGGGCGGGGGGAAGUCCUAAGUUCACUUCCCGACGAGAAUUGUAUUCAUCGUGCAUUAAUGUGAAUGGAAGUCUUUAGAACCCCGUGUAAUUUGUUGAAAUAAUUACUAUAACAACUCUAUUCGUGUCCUGACUUUUGGACCACCAUGGAGAACACUUCACAGAGACAAAUAAAAACGUGUACAUGGACUCCUCUACUUAUGAACGAGUUAGGUUCCAGAGGUCUGUUCGAAAGUCGAUUUGUUCGUUAGUCCAACUUUACUCCUGUCGAUUCCAAACAUGUUGUACGCCAUGUACACUAAAC